This is a messenger RNA of Aspergillus campestris IBT 28561, 1677 nucleotides long. RefSeq names its product acetyl-CoA synthetase-like protein. Gene Ontology annotation, biological process: fatty acid metabolic process. The transcript has 3 exons. Lineage: Eukaryota; Fungi; Ascomycota; Eurotiomycetes; Eurotiales; Aspergillaceae. Bases 1 to 1677 code for a protein of 558 amino acids. Gene Ontology annotation, molecular function: medium-chain fatty acid-CoA ligase activity. The record is from RefSeq and is a predicted model, not a curated record.
AUGAGCAACGGAGACCGUACCCUGCUGGUACCUCCCCACACCGGCGACCACGUCCUCCCCAACCUGCCUUUCUUCGAGAAGCUAUUACGAUUUGCCAACAGAAGCACACCCCGCAUCGCCAUCCGAGAUGUGAACGCGGGCGUGGAAAAAAGCUACGCACAGUUGCUGAUAGACGGACUGGUCUUGCGGAGGAAGCUGCAAGAGACGCUGUCCCCAGACAUACAAGAAGAUCUGCUCCAGGACCGCGAAGUACCCAUUGCGCUGCUGGCGCCAGGGGGCUACGAGUAUGCAGUGGGGUUUAUAGCCAUUCUGGCGCUGGGGGCGGCUGUCGUUCCACUGACUGUCGUCCUUCCGACAGAGGAGGCAAGCGCACUCGUACAUCGUGCCCGUUGUGCAGCAAUUGUCUGCUCUCGAGGAUCUAUAGAUCUAGCACAGUCUGUGUCAUCUAUCCACAGCAACCUCCCCUACCUAUCCAUAGAACCCUACGCCAACAGCAACCCGAUAUCCCCAACAAUAGACAAAAUAACAAUCUCCUCUAACCGCGAGCUUGACCCCAACUUAGCCAGCCUCAUAAUCUUCACAUCCGGCACAACCGGCCCCCCAAAAGGCGCCGUCCAGCGCCGGAGCUACCUAACCAGAGCAGCAGAAGCCAUCGCAGACCACUACGGCAUAGCCGAAACCGACACAAUCCUGCACAUGCUUCCCGUGCACCACAUCACAGGCGUGAUAAUCAAUUUCCUCCCCUAUCUAGUGACAGGCGCGUGUGUCGAGUUCCGCAGCGGCAGCUUCGACGCCGCCUGGACGUGGGAGCGCUGGCGUCGUGGAGGCCUGACAGUGUUCUCUGGCGUGCCAACCAUCUACAUACGCAUGAUGCGAUACUUUGAGUCAAAUCAGCUCUCGGAGGAGAAGCGCCAGGCGUACGUAAACGGGGCACAAAGCUUGCGUGUUCUACUAUGCGGAACGUCGGCGCUGCCGGCUCCCGUGCAGGACUUCUGGACGCGUAUAUUGGCCGGAAAGCGCAUUCUAACGCGGUACGGUGCAUCGGAGAUAGGGGUCUGCUUCAUGAUGGGUGUGGACGACGCCCAUACUCCGCCGAACAGUGUUGGGCGGGCGGUGCCGGGGGUAGAGGUGAAGUUGGAUGAGGAUGGGAUGGUGUUGGUAAAGGGGCCGCAUAUAUUUUCGAAAUACCUAUACGACGAGCAAGCGACGGCAGAUGCCCACGACGCAGAAGGGUACUUCAGAACUGGAGACAUCGCGCGAAGAGAAGGUCCAUACUACUUUAUUUUGGGCCGAGCAUCUCUUGAUAUCAUCAAGUCGGGGGGAUACAAGAUCUCUGCGCUGGACAUUGAGCGCGAGAUUCUCGGGUUGGACUACAUCGCUGAGGUGAUGGUCGUGGGUGUACCUGAUGAUGAGUAUGGACAGCGAGUGGGUGCCGCUAUUUGUUUGAAGGAUAGUAGUCAUAGUAGGAAGGGUCUGCUGGAGAGACUACGACACGAUCUGCGGAGCAAGCUGGCGGGAUAUAAGCUGCCGACUGUGCUGCGGGUCGUCCAGGGCGAACUGCCCAAGUCGGCGACGGGGAAGGUGCAGAAGAGGAUUCUGGGACCGGAGUAUUUCCCGGUGGGAUAUGGGGUGGAUGGGGAGGUGGAAGUGUGGAAGGGGAGGAAAAUGAAGUUGUAA